Molecule: messenger RNA, 3240 nt
Organism: Spodoptera litura
Lineage: Eukaryota; Metazoa; Arthropoda; Insecta; Lepidoptera; Noctuidae
Product: UDP-glucosyltransferase 2-like
Molecular function (GO): UDP-glycosyltransferase activity
Source: RefSeq, a predicted model, not a curated record
GACGUCUAAUAAAUACUAUCAGACAGUUAGGUGACCGAACAGUUCAACGUCUCGAAGCCACAAACUACCAUGUCUCUAGUAAAUCUUUUGGCCGUGGUUGCCUGCUUCGCUUUGUCAGUACCAUCCAAUGAUGGUGCCAGAAUUCUGGGGUUUUUCCCAUUUCCAUCUAUCAGUCAUCAAGUCGUAUUCAGACCACUGAUGCACGAACUCGCUCGAAGAGGCCACGACGUGACAGUCAUCACACCAGAUCCAGCCUUUCCUAAAGGAGGAACUCCUGCCAAUUUCACCGAGAUCGAUGUCCACGAUGCAUCAUACCGCCUGUGGCACGAACAAUUUGUGGCUACACCAAAAGGCCAGAAAGGGAAUUUAGUAAAAGAUUUUAAUAUCAUUUACAAGCUGACUGUAAAAAUAAUAGAUACGCAGUUAAAAGACGCAGAAGUGCAAAGAUUGCUUAACGAUAAAAACCAGACAUUUGAUCUGGUAAUCGUUGAAGCGAUGAUGAGACCCGCGGUAGUACUUUCGCACAUUUACAAAGCUCCAGUGAUCCUAAUGAGUUCCUUUGGAACGUUCAGUGACAAUUACGCAGUUAUGGGUGCGCCUAUCCAUCCGUUUUUGUACCCUUUCACUGUGAGUAGAAGAUUGCAUAGUACAUCUUUAUGGGAUAAAAUUGGACAUUUAUACGAUUACAUAAUGAUUGAAAUGAUACAUAGAAACAACUACAUUGAAGAGAAUCGAAUGCUUCGAUCACAUUUUGGACCAGACCUCCCUUUAAUUGAAGAGAUAAACAACAAUGUUGCUAUGAUGUUUUUGAAUCUGUACCCAGUUUUUGAAGGAAACCAUCCCGUUCCUCCCUCUGUUAUACACAUGGGUGGUAUUCAUCAGAUUCCUGACAAGCCUCUACCUCAGGAGUUAAAAUCAUACCUAGAUUCUUCUAAAAAUGGCGUAAUUUACGUCAGUUUUGGAACUAACGUGGAUCCAGCAUUGUUUCCGCCGGAGAAAAUUGCAACAUUCGUACGAACAUUCUCCCGAUUGCCUUACGACGUGCUAUGGAAGUGGAACAAGGACGAACUGCCGGGAAAAACAGACAAUAUCAAGAUAUCUAAGUGGCUUCCACAGUCCGACCUGCUGAAACACCCAAAAAUCAAAGCAUUCAUCACACAAGGAGGUCUGCAAUCAACAGACGAAGCUAUAACUGCAGGAGUACCUCUGAUUGGAGUACCAAUGUAUGGAGACCAAUGGUACGAUGUAGUCAAAUAUGAAAAACUAAAAAUUGGAGUCAAACUGGAAUUAGACACCAUUAAUGAUGAAGAUCUGGAAAAUGCGAUACACAAAGUCAUUGAUGAUGACAGUUACCGUCGCAAUAUAAAGAAACUACGCGAGCUGAUGACUGAUGAACCAAUGUCACCACUAGAACGAGUCGUGUGGUGGACGGAGCACGUGCUGCGUCACGGCGGCGCGAGCCAUCUGCGUGGACCUGCAGCCAACAUGUCGUGGACAGAGUACCUCGAACUAGAGCUAGUACUAACACUUCUCCUAGCUCUGAUCAUCACCACAGCUACCAUCGUUCUGCUAGCAAAGUAUAUAUAUGACAAAGUUUUAAGAAAAUAUGUCGAUGUUAUUAAAAUUAAGCGCGCUACAUUGUUCAAUUCUCGUCUCCAAUCAAGCAGGUCACGUACAAUGGCGCUCCCAUUGUUCAUUGUCACGUGUUUCACUUUGGCGUUCGUACCAAAUGAAGCCGCAAGAAUUCUCGGAGUGUUCCCAGUACCGUCGAUCAGUCACCAAGUGGUAUUUCGUUCUAUAACCCAAGAACUUGCUCGGAGAGGUCAUGAGCUGGUGAUCAUCACUCCAGACCCAGCCUUUCCAAAAGGCAAAACCCCUGCAAAUCUCACAGAAAUCGACGUCCAUGAUGUAGCUUACAAAAUGUGGAGAGACGACAUUCAAGACAUAGCUAUAGGAGAAAUCCAUGGGAUAUUAUCCGAAUAUGCCAUUAUAAUGAAAUUAAUGGCUAAAGUGCUCGAUGUGGAAUUAAAAGAAGAACAAGUACAAAAAUUACUGAAUGAUAAAAGUCAAAAAUUUGAUUUGAUAUUAGCCGAAGCCUGUGUUAGAUCAGCCGUUGUGUUCUCUCAUAUUUAUAAAGCGCCAGUGAUUUUGAUUAGUUCGUUUGGACCGUUUCUGGAUAAUUACAAUGUGAUGGGUGCUCCAUCCCACCCACUGCUGUACGCCAAUAAUAUGAGUCGAAGAUUUAAUAAUUUGACCAUGUGGGAUAAAAUUGUGAAGUUAUACUACCGGUAUAAUAUCGAAGUGAUGUUAAACAAGAACUACGCUUAUGAAAAUAAUAUGCUCAGGUCACACUUUGGACCUGAUCUGCCUCCAAUUGAAGAAAUGUAUAAUAACGUAGCAAUGUUCUUCUUGAAUCUCCAUCCGAUCUUUGAAGGCAACUAUCCUGUACCUCCGUCUGUAGUGCACAUUGGUGGUAUUCAUCAGGGUCCUGAAAAAGAAUUGCCAAAGGACCUCCAAAAUUACUUGGACUCAUCCAAAAAUGGUGUGAUCUACGUAAGCUUCGGCACAAAUGUAGAACCAUCAACGUUGCCUGCUCAGAAGCUGAAAGUUCUAGUCGAUGUCCUGUCCAGAGUACCCUAUGAUGUACUCAUUAAGUGGAACAAAGAUGUCCUGCCUGGCAUUGGAUCCAACAUCAAAUUAUCUAAGUGGCUGCCUCAGACUGAUUUGCUGAGACAUCCCAAAGUAAAGCUGUUCAUAACACAAGGAGGUUUACAAUCGACAGACGAAGCUAUAUUAGCUGGAGUGCCUCUGAUUGGUCUUCCAAUGUGGGGAGACCAAUGGUACAAUGUAGAAAGAUACGAACGCCUUAGAAUUGGGCUCAAUCUGGACAUCAAGACGCUUACUGAAGAAGUAUUCGAGAAUGCUAUCAAUGAUGUUAUACAAAAUGAAAGCUACCGUCGCAACAUUCAAAGACUGAACACCUUAAUUCGUGAUCAGCCUCAACCUCCUCUAGAGCGAGCCAUAUGGUGGACGGAGCACGUAUUGCGUCACGGCGGCGCGAGCCAUCUGCGUGGACCUGCAGCCAACAUGUCGUGGGCAGAGUACCUCGAACUAGAAUUAGUACUAGUCAUAGCUUUAGUAUUAUUAUUGGCCUUAGCCUUAUCUAUAUUAGCUUUCUAUUAUUUUUAUAAUAAUGUUUUAAGACAGUACUUAAUUGCUGGUAAGGUUAAAAGGAGUUAA